Puntigrus tetrazona (Sumatra barb) is the source of this 400-nucleotide messenger RNA. RefSeq names its product serine/threonine-protein kinase pim-1-like. Lineage: Eukaryota; Metazoa; Chordata; Actinopteri; Cypriniformes; Cyprinidae. Gene Ontology annotation, cellular component: cytoplasm. Gene Ontology annotation, molecular function: ATP binding; protein serine/threonine kinase activity. Bases 50 to 400 code for a protein of 116 amino acids. Gene Ontology annotation, biological process: protein autophosphorylation; regulation of mitotic cell cycle; negative regulation of apoptotic process. The record is from RefSeq and is a predicted model, not a curated record. The transcript is spliced from 2 exons.
CAUUCGGCUACACCAGUGGGUGGAGAAUGAGAGCAGCUUCACUCUCAUUAUGGAUUACCCUGAACCCUGCAGGACCUUGGAGGAUUACAUCUUGUUCAACGGCCCCAUCAGUGAAGCACAAGCACGCUUGUUCAUGUAUCAAGUGCUUGAUGCCGUCAAACACUGCCAUAAGCAUGGAGUUUAUCACGGUGAUAUCCGCUCAAGGAACAUCCUGGUAACUCUCCACAGUCUGGAGCUCAAUCUCAUUGACUUCCGCUGCGCUCGUCUGAUCCGCAGCGAGGGAUUUAACAGCAGUGAAUACCAAGGAUCAGAGGCAUACACCCCUCCUGAGGUCCUCAUGCACUCUGUUUUCCACGCCGCAGAAGCAGAGCGUCUGGGCACUGGCAGUUCUGCUCUUUGA